AUGUUGGAUUUCCGAUGGAUGCUGGCGAUCAUCGCCAUAUUAGGCAUACGGCAGAUCAAUGCAGACAAUGAGUUACCUGCGGUUUUAGUAAAUGCCACGGUUGACCCGUCGCUUUCUAUCGAUGUUUGUGUAAAGGCGAACUCAUCUCUGCACUCUCCAUCAGCAAUCACGGGUUUUAAAGUUUAUUUCACGCGGAAUUCCAUAGUGUCUGGGGAUAAGUACAAGCAGUGGCAAAAUGUCGAAGUGCUCACGUCCGAACCGCAGUACUGCAUCAGACUGGAUGCUCACCACUACGACAUCAGACCGGCUACUGUCUAUCGCUUGCGAGCAACUGCUUUGAUUAACCAAGUUGAGAGUUCUCCUUCAAAGCUUGUGCUUGUGAAUACCAGAGAAGCUGCGGCCAAGUCACCUGUUAUCCAGUCCGUGAAGGUAUUGGCAAAUGGAAGUGCCAUCGUUCAAUUUAUUCCCGCCGAGGAUGCCGAUGUGAUAGCGAACUAUACAGUCGAGUACCGUGAUGUCUCGAGUUUCGAUCCCUCCUGGAUAAGUCUUGAGUUUGAGUCGGACUCUUCAAGUGAAGUGCUUCUGUCUGGACUGCUACCAAACAGAACGUACGAGACUCGUCUCUUUGUGAACGGCAACGUUGUUCAUGGCCUUUGCUCCAGACAUGUAUUCUUCUCAACGAAUAGCACUGCUCAGCUGCCUGAAGUCUCGUUAGAUGCACAGGAAGAAAUUGUACUCGACCCAGAUGUGUCGGAGCCAUUUGAAGUAAAAUGCGACGUCGUGGCAAGUCCUCCUACAAGUGUUGAGUGGCUUGUUGACGGCAAUCCACUGCCGCAUGAUCAUUCUUUUUACACAGUCACAACAGAAACCGACAAUGAGAGAAUCACAUCCACUAUUCGAGUGAAAUCAAGAACUCGCAACGAUGAGCUGACUUGCCGUGCAACGAAUGCAGCAGGGCAAGUGUCCGAGUCAGUUGCAGUUCGCAUUCGUGGCCCUGGAAGUCCACCGACUGCAGUGACUUUGCAAAGUGAACGGGGAGGUUACACAGUCACCUGGCAACCUCCGUCAUUGCCCAAUGGAAAUAUCACUAAAUACGUGAUCUACCACAGUUUCAACAAAGAAUAUCCAUUAGCAGAUUGGCAAAAGCUAGUGCUGGAUGGCACAGAAAGAAGCGUACGGGUCUUGUCCGAAUCUGAAGAUGCAUUCUAUGUACGACUACAAGCAGCUGCUGAUAGUGGUCCCGGUGUUAUUUCAGAUAUAGUAGCCAUUGAAAAAGAUACCAUUCCAAUUUCUGUAACGCUUCAGUAUGAAAGUCCUUCUGGUAGAGAAUACCUUGUAGCUGAGCCCGGCGAAAAGAUCAAAGCCCGAUGCAGCGCUAAAGGAAAACCUCGACCUAAAUUAUUUUAUGUAGUUACCGAAGAAAAUGAAGAUCCUUACAAAGAGGAUGACGUCUGGCGACAACUCGAAACUACAGUUGAACGCGAUAAUGUGGUUGGGAAUGUAGAAUUUACAACUUUAUCGACAAAGGUGCUGCACUGCAAAGCAAAAAAUACGGCUGGUUCGAACUCGUCGUCGUUGACAUUCACUGUGAAAAAACCCGGAGAUGCUCCCUACGACAUUGAAGUGCUCUCCAUUGACGCUCGUGAUAUCAUCAUCGUUUGGAAAGCUCCCAAAUUUCCGAAUCUGAAAAUUGAAUCCUACGAACUCCUUUUGAAUGAAGACGUAGACGAUGACGAGGAGUAUUGGCAGAAAUACUUGACAACUGCCAAAGAUCAGUCAUUAGUUUCCACAAGGUUAUCCCUACCAACGGAACAGUUGAAGCCAUCGUCUGACUACUAUGUGAGGAUCCGAGCAAUAAACCAGGCUGGAUCAGGACCCCUGUCAGAGCCUAUUCAAUUCAAAACUCCUAAUGGAGGCCCGGAAAAUCCUCCAACUGCUGUUAGUGUAGAAAUAAACGAAGCUAAUAUUGCAGUACUACGAUGGAACAGACCAAACUCAACGACGGAGAUUUUAAAUUACGUGAUCUACUUCACAAGAGAUCUGGGAAUUUCCAACGAAGAUUAUCAUGAAUGGCAAACAGUAGAAGUGCCUGGCGAUAAAGAAAGCUUCAAAUUCGAUCAUCAAGUCGGGCUCAAACCAAAAACCUUCUAUCGAGUACGGGUCAGUGCGAAAAAUGACGUCGCAGAAGGGCCUGUAAGCGAAACAAAAGAAUUCGAAACAGCACAUUCCGAACUGCCCAUUCCUACGGAUAUCAGAACCAGUGUAGCCGAAGAUAACACAGUGACAAUUACCUUUUCUGCAGUGAGAGAUCCGGAUGAUCAUUCAAAUGCUAUAGGGCGCUAUAAGCUUGAGAUGGCACAAUCUGACAGCAUCUUGAACGCUAACUGGCAUUUAGUCAACGCCAGCAGCACUUCCAUUGAUGAUAUGAAUUCCCAGGUUUCAAUGACCAUAGACGGUACGCGAUUGGCCCGAAGCAGUAUGUAUUGGGUGAAAAUCACAGCUUCGUUAGAUAAUCCAACAAGAUUUGUGCAAGCGUCGAAACCGAGAUGGUUUCGAACAGGAGAUGGGAGACUCAGAACCAGAGCCGCAAUUGAAGGUGCCCCUGUGAUUGAGCGGGAACCGAACCUCUUCGACACACUUACCAUCGUAUGCCGCGCCGAGGGUUACCCACCGCCGGAGAUCACUUGGUUCUGGAACGAAGCACUAAUAGAGUCUGGUAAAGAGGGUUGGAAAUCACAAGAAAACCAGUCGGAAAGGAGUUCAGUUUCCACUCUGACGAGAAAUAGCGUACGCGAAUCUGGCAUCGCCGUCUGCGUUGCCACCAACGAAGACGGUAAUGCGACAGCACAGAUUCAAGUUCGUGUGAUGGGUCCAGGCAGCGCUCCAACAAAUGUACAAGCUGUGGGUUGGAGAAACCAGAUAAAUGUCUCCUGGCAGGAACCAGAGAUUCCGAAUGGUGUGAUUACGAGAUACAUCGUCUACUACGCCUUGCGAAAUGCUGAGGACCUUUCUGAAUGGACUAAGAUGGAGACGGAUAAGACAGAGAUCGAAUUGCCUGUGACUUCCCCUGAAACUCGCUACCUCGUUCGUGUGCAGGCGACUACUGAGGAUGGACCCGGCAUCAUUUCUGACUCAGUCGAGUGCUACAGUGAUAAACAUUAUCAGCCCAUCGUUAUGAACCUUGAGACUACAAAUGUAGCUGAGUUCGAAGCAGAACCAGGUCAAACCGUUACGCUGAGAUGCAGCGCACAAGGUCAGCCUAUUCCUCGAUUAUUUUAUUCAUGGGAUGAUGAUGACGAAAGCGAGAUAACGGAAAUACAGAUUGCCGAGAACAUUUAUCACAUAAGUGGCUCGUUCGAGAAGAAAGCGUUUACCAAUCAAACGGUUGUAUGCCGCGCGGAGAACAAACACGAAAAUAUAGCAAUCCCCAAACUUUUGAUCGUGAGAAAACCAGGAGACGCUCCGCAUAAUAUCACUUGGAGCUUUGACGAAAACGACAGCCUGCUCAUAAAUUGGGACAAAGUCCUUUAUCCGAAUGGAAAUGCGUCAUACAUUCUUUACCUUUCCAACUUCGUCGAACGGGUAGCGGGACCUCCUGUUCGAAUACCUGAAAUUCCUUACAAUGUGAAUGUGACACUGCAGAUAUCUGCCGUGAAUGAAUGGGGCGAGGGGGCGAAGUCCGAGCCAAUAACUUUCCCAACACCUAAUGGGGGGCCUCGAGAUGCCCCAUCACUAACGUCUCUGCUUUCCAAAGAUGUGAAGGUAACCAUCUCUUGGCUCCCACCAACGCAACCGAAUGGAGAGAUAAAGGGGUAUACGAUCUACUUCAAGAAAAACGGAGAGACUGUCGACGAACCAUGGCAAUAUGUGCAAGUACACGCUAAUCGCACUCGCUUCACUAUUGAUGAAACUGUGGGAUUGGAAGAGGACUCGCACUAUAUGCUAAAGGUUUCAGCAACGAACGAACGUCACGAAGGUCCAGCUUCGGAGGUCUCAUGGUUCGACACUUACAUCAAUGUCGUCGAAGAACUUCCAGCUCCACAGAAUGUGACGGCUUAUCUACAAAACACAUCACUCAUUGUACAUAUACCUAUCAAACACGCUUACCAGGACUAUGUCAUUUAUGUAAGGCCGGAAUUCAGUGAGCAGUACUGGAAGUACGAAGCAGUGAACGUAACGGAAACUCAAGAAACACUUGUUAUUCAGCAUUUCCCGCUUGAUAGAAACGUCAGUUAUCGGAUGAAGAUUUCUGGCUUGAAACAUGGUCGGGAAAGUCGAUCGUCGGAAGAAUUUGCGCUGAUGAUGGAACCCGAACCCACGGAUACAGCUACCACAAACUCGGAUGAGGCGGAUGAAUCCAAAAACAAUGCAGCCGAGAAGAGGCGUUUACUCAAGGAACCACCACUCUGAGGAAUAUUUAGUUGAUUCGAUCACAAAGUGUCUUUCUAUGCAGAUUUACGAGUUUCUCAUCAAUUCCUUGUUGCACAUAUUUUUAUGCUUUACGUCUUCCUUCAAGUAUUUGUUUGUUCAAACUCUAAUAAUCUAUUUGGUUUUGCAAUCCACGUUUGAAUAAGCCAUCGAUCUUACUGGUUCACAGAACCAUUAGGUGCUCCCUCUCUAUUCCAUGCAUUCUUUUUUAAUUUAGUCAUAAUUUCUGCUGCAGGUGAAAUUUAUGCCAUCAUAUUAUUUGCUUCGUUUUCCUUUUUGUAUGCUAACGUUUACUAAUCAAUCACAUUACUUAUUUAUUGCGGUAAAGUUAUUCUGAUGAUAGAUUUGUACCUCAGUAGACAAGCAGUACUUUCUGAAGUACACUACGCCCAGGGUUGCCCGUGUCAGCGCCGAGAUGCCAUCCAUCGAUCAAUUAGGAGCGUCCACGUGGGCGCGGCACGGCGUUGGCACAUGGCAAGUCUAAACGCGGCCUCACAUUUCCAGAAUAAUCUUUUUUUUUUGAGUUGCCGCUUACUAGGAAAAUGC
Messenger RNA from Cylicocyclus nassatus, 4974 nucleotides. The record is from the annotation of a GenBank genome assembly. NCBI's taxonomy places the organism in Eukaryota, Metazoa, Nematoda, Chromadorea, Rhabditida, Strongylidae.